AUGGCGCAAGAAGGGACUCUACUGACUCCGCAACCCUACACCGAUGACCAGGCGUCUAUGCGUGCGGAGGAGGAAGAUGCCCUCCUCACGGGCGAGCGGACCCGAGGCCGUGAAGAGCGCCGAGGCUGGGCCUUCUGGCGACAGAUUGGACUGUUCGCGUGGGCAGUCAUCGCAACAAUCCUGGUGAUCGUGCUAGCUGUUGUAUACCAGCAUGAGAGUCACCGUGUUCCCAAGGUGCCCGCGCAUCUGCCGAAGGAUUCCUGGGGCCCUGACGGCAAGCCCACGGGCAAGCGCAACCUGAUCUUCAUGGUCUCUGACGGCAUGGGCCCGACUAGUCUCUCGUUGACCCGUUCUUUCCGACAGCACGUUGAGGGCCUGCCUAUCGAUGACAUCCUUGUCCUGGACCAACACCUUAUCGGAACCUCCCGUACUCGCUCCAGCUCCAGCUUGGUCACCGACUCGGCGGCCGGCGCUACUGCGUUCUCUUGCGGCCUCAAGAGCUACAAUGGUGCUAUUUCGGUGCUGCCAGAUCACUCGCCCUGUGGGACUGUCUUGGAGGCAGCCAAGCUUGCGGGCUAUAAGACUGGUCUUGUCGUGACUACUCGUCUGACAGACGCAACUCCGGCUUGCUUUGCGUCGCAUGCGAACCUGCGACAGUAUGAGGAUAGUAUUGCUGAGCAGGAAGUUGGAGAACACCCUCUUGGCCGUGUUCUCGAUCUCAUGAUGGGUGGUGGGCGCUGCCACUUCUUGCCCAACAGCGCGGAAGGGAGCUGUCGUGGUGAUAACCGGGACAUCAUCGAUGUUGCAGCAAAGAAUGGCUUCAACUACGUGAAUAGCCGUGCUCAGUUCGAUGCUCUGAAUGGCGGUGUUGAUGCCAAGCUUCCGCUCCUGGGUCUCUUUGCGGACAAGGAUAUCCCUUAUGAAAUCGAUCGUCGAUCCCAGAACGAGACUUACCCGUCUCUGGAGGAGAUGGCUCGCACCGCACUCAAGGCGCUCAGCGAUGCCACCCGAGACAGCGAGCAAGGAUUCUUCCUGAUGAUUGAGGGAUCUCGUAUUGAUCACGCUGGGCACGGCAACGACCCUGCGGCUCAGGUCCAUGAAGUUAUGGCAUACGAUAGGGCAUUCUCCGCGGUCUUGGAUUUCUUGGAAGAGGACUCUACCCCUGGCGUCCUCGUUGGUACAUCGGAUCACGAGACUGGUGGACUGUCCGCUGCCCGGCAGUUGCACACGUCAUACCCUGAUUAUCUGUGGUAUCCCGAGGUCCUCGCCAAGGCUAGCCACUCCGGUGAAUACGCAGACAGCAAGCUGCGCGAAUAUAAUGCUCAGUCUGGCAAGGACGCCAGCACGAAUGACAAGAAAGAAUACGUUCGCUAUAGCAUUUUGGAGAAGGAUCUGGGUAUUACCGAUCCCACUGAUGCUGAGUUAGACGCCAUCGUCAACCCUCAGCCCGAUAUUUCCCCAGCAUAUGUCUUUGCCGAUAUGAUCUCCCGUCGAGCUCAGGUUGGCUGGUCUACCCAUGGCCACUCCGGUGUCGAUGUCAAUAUCUACGCAUCAUCCUCCAAGGGGGCCUGGCCUUUGGCGGGUAACCACGAGAACACCGAAGUCGGCAACUUCCUUGCUGACUACCUCGAUGUCGACGUGGCCAAUGUAACGAAGCAUCUACAAGACGCCGCGUCGUGGAAUCCUUUUGGCAUGCGAUCCGCCGAUGGAGACUAUGCCUGGUUGGGUGAUCCAGUGGGCUCAGAUGUCGGCACCGACAGUCUUGAUACUUACCACGGCGAUUUUAGAAAACGUUCGCUUGCCGAAUGCGGCUGCGGUGGGGUUCACUGA
Penicillium chermesinum is the source of this 1830-nucleotide messenger RNA. RefSeq names its product alkaline phosphatase. The coding region runs from base 1 to 1830 and encodes 609 amino acids. NCBI's taxonomy places the organism in Eukaryota, Fungi, Ascomycota, Eurotiomycetes, Eurotiales, Aspergillaceae. Gene Ontology annotation, biological process: dephosphorylation. Gene Ontology annotation, cellular component: fungal-type vacuole membrane. The transcript is spliced from 2 exons. The record is from RefSeq and is a predicted model, not a curated record. Gene Ontology annotation, molecular function: alkaline phosphatase activity.